AUGGAUAUCCCCGCUGACAAUGAUCUCAGUUUGUUUGAGGCACACCCUGAAUGUCAACCUCCCAACACAAACCCCUCAAUCUUCUUCAGCUAUGACUUCAUUCGCAACACUUAUAACCAGUUGAAGCAGGUUGAUGCCGCCAAAUACGCCGCUGGCGACAAGGCUGCUCGGGAAGCCGUCAAGGAAAUCAUUGGCCGCAAUGCUUUCUCGACCGUGCUCGUCAAUGAUACCUCUGGCAAGAUGGCUUUGAUGACAAGUGGCAAUGCUGCCAAUCCUGUCAACUUCGGAGACGACAUCAAGGCCGCGAUGGAGAAAUUGUGA
Penicillium olsonii is the source of this 321-nucleotide messenger RNA. The record is from the annotation of a GenBank genome assembly. NCBI's taxonomy places the organism in Eukaryota, Fungi, Ascomycota, Eurotiomycetes, Eurotiales, Aspergillaceae.